GGUAACAAGUACGUCCCCCGUGCCAUCCUGGUGGACCUGGAGCCCGGCACGAUGGACUCUGUGCGCUCCGGCCCCUUUGGACAGAUCUUCCGGCCCGACAACUUUGUCUUUGGUCAGAGUGGGGCUGGCAACAACUGGGCCAAGGGGCACUACACGGAAGGCGCUGAGCUGGGCUGGGAUGGGGUGAGGAGGGAGUCGGAGAUCUGCGACUGCCUCCAGGGCUUCCAGCUGACCCACUCGCUGGGUGGCGGGACGGGCUCUGGGAUGGGCACCCUCCUCAUCAGCAAGAUCCGGGAGGAGUACCCCGACCGCAUCAUGAACACCUUCAGCGUCAUGCCCUCCCCCAAGGUGUCGGACACGGUGGUGGAGCCCUACAAUGCCACCCUCUCUGUGCACCAGCUGGUGGAGAACACGGAC
Molecule: messenger RNA, 417 nt
Organism: Fulmarus glacialis (Northern fulmar)
Lineage: Eukaryota; Metazoa; Chordata; Aves; Procellariiformes; Procellariidae
Product: tubulin beta chain-like
Biological process (GO): microtubule cytoskeleton organization; mitotic cell cycle
Cellular component (GO): microtubule; cytoplasm
Molecular function (GO): GTP binding; structural constituent of cytoskeleton
Source: RefSeq, a predicted model, not a curated record